AUGCAACACCCCGCGCCCCGUCGAAAGAUCGACCCGAAUGCGUCUUUGGUACUUGUUGGCAUUCGGGGCUGUGGCAAGCGCUCACUGGGGUUUGUCGCUGCCACGGCCUUGAAGCGACGCUUCAUCACCGAAGACCAUUAUUUCAAGCAGGUUACCGGGCUCACGCGACAUGAAUAUCUCAAGCGGUAUGGAAGCCAGGAGUUUCAACACCGGGAUAUAGAAGUCCUGAAAAUGAUGCUGGAUAAUCACCGUUUGCAUUGUGUGAUUGAAUGUGGGCUGGCAAGCCUCACACGCCCUGUUCAGGAGCACCUCCGCCAAUUCUCCGCCACCAACCCGGUGGUUUACUUGGUACGCGACAUGGACCGUAUACAACGCCUCCUCGGUCUGGAAGAUCAGUCGGCGAAGUUGUUGUACGAGUCAGAUCCUUUACACCGAACCUGCUCCAAUUUCGAGUUCUAUAAUAUUGAAGAUCGGUCCAGCGUAUCUUCCCAGGUCGAAGAAGAAACUCCGGACCGGCGAUCCGUCGAUUACUCGUUCAAACUCAAGGAGGCCAAGGAAGAUUUUACUCGUUUUGUUCGAUUUAUCACGGGGACAGAUUUGGGCCACUCUGGAUAUGAUUCACCUUUUGUGCUUCUGGAAACACCCCCGGAACGUCGGUCCUUCACACACGCUAUCUUCGUCCGUUCCUCUGAGCUCAUAGAUGGUGCCGUGGAUUUGUCUGGGCUUGAAUCUGGAGGAGAUGCAAUCGAGCUCUGCGUUGAUCGAUGGAGCUCGGGUAUGGCGAGCACCGUCAGCAAACAAGUCUCGUUGCUUCGGAGGAGUGCUCGAGUUCCUAUCAUUUUCUCCAUUGACAUCUCGUCACCGGGGGUCGGUGCAGGUGAUCUGUUAGUGGCACAGCAGCGCAACACGUAUUUUGAGAUUGUGGAGCACGGGUUACGACUCGGCGUGGAAUACUUGGCCGUGGAUUUAGAUUCCGACCGUGCUUUACUCACAGAUGCAAUCAGCAGCAGAGGAACGACCAAAACAAUAGGACAAACCAUCUUCAACCCUUCGGCUCAUGUGACGUGGGAACAUGAGGACAACCUUUCUCGUUAUCUUGAGGCCGAAAAACUAGGUUGUCAGCUUGUGCGAUUUUUGCGCGUGGCCACAGAGCGCGAAGACAACGCAGCCGUUGCGAAAUUCGCAACUAAGAUUCACUCCUUGACCGGUGACCAUCCUCCUACCAUUGCAUAUAAUAUCGGCAGUCUGGGACGAACUUCCCAGGUGUUCAAUUCCAUCCUCACCUCGGUCACCCAUCCAGCAAUCAAGCGGUCUGUAGACCGUGGGACAGACCCGUUGAUCACAUCACGAGAUGCGGUUCAGGCCUUGUUCCAAAGCUAUGUGCUGGACCCCCUCAAGUUCUAUAUCCUCGGAGCCAGCGUAUCCUACAGUCUUUCUCCAGUCAUGUACAAUGCGGCCUUCCGUCAUUGUGGGAUGAACCACAUGUACAGCAUCCCCGAGUCGGCCACUCUUGCCGCACUGGACCGUCUGGGCCGAGAUCCUCAUUUUGGAGGAGCUAGCGUCGUCCAGCCGUGGAGGGUGCAGGUUUCCCAAAAGCUCGCCGCGAAAAGUCGGCAUGCCGAGGCGAUCGGAGCGAUCAAUACGAUCAUGCCGUUGCGGGCGCGAGCCGAUGGAACGAUGUUUCCACUUCAGGAGCAGGCGAGUCGCCGCAACCAGGCCGGACCCGUCCUGGGUUGGUACGGAGAGAAUACGGAUUGGGUCGGCAUCAUGACAUGCAUCAACCGGAAUUUGUCCCCACGCAAUGCUAUCAGUCCGCUUAAGACGACGGGCCUGGUGAUUGGGGCGGGCGGUAUGGGUCGCGCCGCCAUCUACGCCAUGCUCCGGCUUGGAUGCCGUAAAAUCUUCAUAUACAAUCGAACUUUGUCGCGCGCAGAAAGCGUGGCCCGUCACUUCAAUUCGUGGGCCGCAUCACAAGUAGGCUCGACGGAGGUGGUACAUGUGUUGAAGUCAGUCCAGGACGACUGGCCUCCCGGUGAAUGUCCUCCGUGUUUGAUUGCCUCUUGCGUGCCUGCGGAUCCGGAUACGGACGAGCCUCCGGCCGACUUUGAGAUGCCGAUGCAGUGGUUGGGAAGCCCGACCGGAGGAGUUGUAUUGGAGUUUGCAUACAAACCUCUCGACACACCAUUGCUGCGUCAGAUGCGUCGUAUUCGGAGCGAGACCGGUCGCCCGUGGGUUCUGGUUGAUGGGCUCGAUAAUGUCUCGGAGCAAGCAAUCGCGCAGUUUGAAUUGUUGACCGGACGGAAAGCACCACGCCGCCUCAUGACGUCCGAGGCACUUCGCAAUUACGUUGGUGCAAAUGGACGCUUUGAUGAGAAGACGAUACAAGCACGACUCGAUGGCGUUCGUUGA
Messenger RNA from Aspergillus affinis, 2409 nucleotides. RefSeq names its product repressor protein. Lineage: Eukaryota; Fungi; Ascomycota; Eurotiomycetes; Eurotiales; Aspergillaceae. Gene Ontology annotation, molecular function: 3-dehydroquinate dehydratase activity; shikimate 3-dehydrogenase (NADP+) activity; 3-phosphoshikimate 1-carboxyvinyltransferase activity. The transcript is spliced from 2 exons. Gene Ontology annotation, biological process: chorismate biosynthetic process. The record is from RefSeq and is a predicted model, not a curated record. The coding region runs from base 1 to 2409 and encodes 802 amino acids.